AUGUUGAACGGCCAUCCUGCUGAAGACGCUGUCGAUUUGGCGACAACAGCGAUUGACGCCUGCGCAAGAGAUGAUGGUCGAGUCGAUAUUGAAAUCCCUCCCGCGCUCAGCAACCGACUUUCCAAGCUCCCCGACUUUGAAGACAUCGAUGCAACUCCAGAGUCGCCUCCUUCGUACCGAGCACACAACCAACCCAUCAUCAGUCUCAACAUCCUAAUCCAAGUAAUCGGGAGUCGCGGCGACAUCCAGCCAUUCAUUGCACUCGCCAACGAGCUACAAAAACACGGUCACAGAAUCCGAUUGGCUACACAUGAUAUCUUUGCCGACUUUGUCAUGUCUUCGGGCAUAGAGUUCUACCCAGUAGGGGGUGAUCCCUCUGAGCUCAUGGCCUAUAUGGUCAAGAACCCAGGCUUGAUUCCAAGCAUGGAGAGUCUUCGCGCAGGGGAUAUCCAAAGCAAGCGCAAAAUGGUGGCUCAGAUGCUAGACGGGUUCUGGGACUCAUGUAUCCAACCUGACCCCAAAACUGGGGCCCCCUUCGUCGCAAACUGUAUUAUCGCUAACCCUCCAAGCUUUGCACAUGUACAUUGUGCCCAAGCCUUAGGAGUGCCGCUUCACAUGAUGUUCACUAUGCCCUGGACCAGCACAGGAGCAUUCCCCCACCCUCUGGCAAAUAUGACCAUUUCAGACACGAACCGGGAACGUGAUAUUGCAAAUUAUCUCUCAUACGACGUGGUUGAGUUUUUGACAUGGCAGGGGCUCGGGGAUAUCGUUAAUACUUGGCGUCAAACCAAGCUUGGCCUUGAACGCGUCCCUCUCAACGAAGGCCAUAGGCUUCUCAAGUCUCUUGAGGUGCCUUUUACAUAUUGUUGGUCGCCAUCACUGAUCCCAAAGCCUAGGGAAUGGGGCCACAACAUAGAUAUAUCUGGUUUCUUCUUCAGGCAGCCUCCAGCAUACGAGCCCCCCAGCGACCUUGAUGCAUUCUUACAAAAAGGAAACGUCCCUAUUUAUGUCGGGUUCGGCAGCAUAGUGGUUGGCGAUCCGGAUCGCCUCAUGACCAUGGUUCUGAAAGCCAUCAAUACCUUGAAGGUUCGGGCUGUUAUCUCGCGGGGGUGGAGCAAGCUCGAAGGCGAGAAACACCCCGACAUCUUUUACAUCGAUGAUUGUCCUCAUGAUUGGCUUUUCCAACAUGUCUCGGCAGUUGUUCACCAUGGCGGAGCUGGAACAACUGCAGUCGGGCUGCUAAACGCACAGCCGACAGUAAUCGUACCUUUCUUUGGCGACCAACAAUUUUGGGGCCAAAGGAUAGCAAAAGCAGGCGCUGGACCCGAGCCAAUACCCUACUCUUCUUUGACCUCGAUAAAUCUUACUGAAGCGAUAGGCUUCGCUCUGAACCCAGGAGUUAAAGUUGCCGUGCAACAGCUGUCUAGGCAGAUGAGGAGCGAAUCAGGCGUUGAAGCGGCAGUUACUCACUUCCACUCUAAGCUGCCUUUGGAGCGAUUAAUGUGCGACGUGAUACCGGAACUUCCCGCUUCCUGGACUUACAAAGGGAAGCAUAACCAAGUCUUGAUGUCCAAGCGAGCGGAGCGGCUUUUGACAAGAUCACAUAAACUAGAUCAAAAGAAGUUGAAAUUCCACCAACCAAAACCUAUCUACAUUGAGAGCCAGCGUUGGGAUCCAAUCACUGCCGCUGGCUCAGCAUCAGUAGACGUUGCCACCACAAUGGCAGACGCAGCAGCUGGCAUCUUUGUCAAGCCCUACGAGACUAUCAAAGAGAACCGCGCGGACGGCGAAUCUAGCGACACCGCAUCACAGAGUAUCAAAAGAAAAAGCGACUCGGCAGCAGCAAAAAGAGCCAUACAGGCCUCUUCAAAAAGCCUAGGGAAAUUGGUUACGGCUUCAACCAAAGGCAUCUUGAUCGAUAUCCCAAUCGCAAUCACAGAUGGUCUUCGUGCUGUGCCGCACCUCUACGGUGAAGACGUGAGACAUCGAGGAAACAUCACAGGUUUCAAGUCUGGCGCUGUUGUAGCGGGCAAGAACUUUUGUCAUGGUAUGUUUGAAGCUAUCACUGAUGUUGCCGUCUACACAUACCACGGGAAGCGUGAAGAGCAAGCAAUCGGAGCCGCAAAGGGGUUAGGCAAGGGCAUGCUGAAUCUCGUCACAAAGACUACCGCAGCUACGAUUGGGCUAGUUACGUAUCCGGCUCAGGGGCUUCAGCGGAGCAUUCAUGCCGCAGUCAUGACCAAAACGCCCAAUAUGAUCCAGGAAUCUAUGAGGGUAGAGGGAGACUGGAUCCUUGGAAAGACUCCGGCGUCUGAUGACGAAACUCGUGGUGUCGUGGCAGAUUUCCAAACCUUCUGUGGCAGCAAGACCGCAAAGUGA
Messenger RNA from Fusarium redolens, 2379 nucleotides. RefSeq lists its product as uncharacterized. Gene Ontology annotation, molecular function: UDP-glycosyltransferase activity; hexosyltransferase activity. The record is from RefSeq and is a predicted model, not a curated record. The transcript is spliced from 6 exons. The coding region runs from base 1 to 2379 and encodes 792 amino acids. Gene Ontology annotation, biological process: carbohydrate metabolic process. Lineage: Eukaryota; Fungi; Ascomycota; Sordariomycetes; Hypocreales; Nectriaceae.